ACGAGGUGAAAUGGGUGGUGGGUAGCAUAAAAAACUUGUGCCAUUGCCGCUAGUUCUGAAUCAUGAUCCAUAUCCAUUUCCAUCUGAGAGCCGCCGGGCCAACCUAAGCUGAGCAUGUAGACCAGACCAGAUCGCUACUACUAAGUAAUAACUGCCAAGUAGCAGAGCAGUCCCAGCACUAUAUAAACGACACCAGACUGCAACAGUUUUGAUCAACCGCAACUAUCAUGGAUUGUCUCGUCUUUCGUAUUCAGACCUGAAGAGUUUGAGAUUGAUAGCUUUCAAUUUCAACCAACGUUCGUACAUAGUUUUGAUGUCACCUUUCCUCUUUCUCAUUCUGCUUUCUUUUGCUUUCAUUCACGAUCAUCACCACCCCCAUCUACGCUUCUCUACCACUGCUCCCACCGCCUACUACUAGAUUGAGCAGAGUAUCAAGGGACUCUUUCACCGCUGUUUAUUCUUCUAGUUUUUCCCCCUUGGUACUUGUACUCUGGUUAAGAAACGGAAAAAGCAAGGGUUUUCAUUUUUCAAGGGAUUGCUUAUUUGUGGAUUGUGUUUAGUGGCUGAGUGACUUGACAUUGGAAUUGUUGAGGGUUCUAAGAGGUAAGAUCAGUUGGCCAACUUGUACUUUUUCCAAGAUUCCAUUGAUUCUGUAAAGGUGGGGGGAAUUCUUCUGCUAGAUUCUUCGUUUUGUGCUGUUUAUUGAAAAGGGCUUAUUCUGAUUCUCGAUAAGUGAUUCUGAAAUAGUGCCUUUUGGUUCACUGAAAAAAUUCCAACUUUUAUCUGUCUUCUUGGAAUAUAUAUCUUCAAAAAUAUGCUUGUGGUUAAUUGAAGAAGGCUUUCAGAUAUUGCUAGCUAUGGAAACCUUGUAUCCAGCUUCCUACAUAGUGAAUUCAGACUUGUUGCUGAAAGAGCUUAAGAGCACAAAAUGGACUAAAGAGGAGAACAAAAGAUUUGAAAGUGCUCUGGCAAUGAUUGAUGAGAAAUCUCCAGAUAGAUGGUAUAGGGUGGCAGCUAUGAUCCCUGGAAAGUCGGUGUGCGAUGUGAUUAAUCAGUACCAGGAAUUGGUGGCAGAUGUUAAUGAUAUAGAAGCUGGUUUGGUUCCAGUUCCUGGGUACUUGGCCUCUUCUUUCACUCUGGAAUUGAUGGAUAAUCGAGGCGGCUUUGCCACGUUUAGGAAAAGAGGAAGAUCUAUUGAUCAAGAAAGAAAGAAAGGGAUACCCUGGACAGAAGAGGAGCAUAGGAGGUUUCUAAUGGGGCUUCAAGCUCAUGGUAAGGGGGACUGGAGGAACAUAUCCAGGAAUUUUGUGAUAUCCAAGACUCCAACCCAAGUUGCCAGCCAUGCUCAGAAAUACUUUCUAAGGCAGCUUUCAGGAGGGAAAGACAAGAAGAGACCAAGCAUCCAUGACAUAACAACAGUUCAACUUCCAAAUAAGACUCCAUCUGAGGAUAACAAAUCGCCUUCUCCAGACAAGUCCGGGCUUUCACCUGUGCAGAAAUCCACCAAUGCAUCCAACAUGUUGUUUGACUGGAACAACUCAAAUGAUGGAGUGUUGAUGGUUUUUGACUCGUUGGACCCUAAUGAGUCCUUAGGAUCUCUAUUUGAUAUUGCUACACAAGGUCGUUAUGCUGCUGGGAUCCGUUCUGCCAAUUCGAAGUUCCACAUCCAACCAACGAAGUAUGUACUUGGGUGAAGGACAAAAUGCCACUCCGGUCAAUGAAAUCAAGUGCAAAACUUGAAUUCAUUCUCGUAUUAAGGACUAUGCCUUCUUCAUGUAUUCUUGUAAAUCCAUGACAUCUAGAAAAGGGCAUUAUCCUGCUAGGUAUCUUUCAUACUUGAGACUGUAGGUGAAGAGUCUGUAAGUUCCACUUCCUGAAAAUUCGAGUGGAUCAAUCAUUUUGCAUAAUUGUCCUUUCAUUUUCCAAGCUAGUGUAUAAUCAUGAAGUAGACGACGGCCGGCCAUCUCUCAGGCACAGCACCAAUGUCCAACAAAAGAAAGAUCUGUACAUCACAUUGCAGCUAAGGAUGUAGCUAACAGUUCAAUUUCCAUUUCAUCAUAUAAUCAUUUCAUUUAUCACAGUGGUUCCUCUAAUUCCUUCGGGACUAGACCAGUAGCUUCCUUAUGGUUUCAUUAGCGAAUCUUAUCAUUGAUGAUGUAAGCACGUGAUAUUAUUGCCUACAAAUACAGGAAAAAGAAGCUGAUAGCUUUUUUUAGGCUC
Molecule: messenger RNA, 2220 nt
Organism: Coffea eugenioides
Lineage: Eukaryota; Viridiplantae; Streptophyta; Magnoliopsida; Gentianales; Rubiaceae
Product: transcription factor DIVARICATA-like
Exons: 3
Coding region: 858-1694 (278 amino acids)
Molecular function (GO): DNA binding
Source: RefSeq, a predicted model, not a curated record